Molecule: messenger RNA, 777 nt
Organism: Fonsecaea erecta
Lineage: Eukaryota; Fungi; Ascomycota; Eurotiomycetes; Chaetothyriales; Herpotrichiellaceae
Exons: 3
Coding region: 1-777 (258 amino acids)
Cellular component (GO): cytoplasm
Source: RefSeq, a predicted model, not a curated record
AUGGCUACCACCAACGGACACUCUUCUACUGCCACCAACGGCCACAGCAGCGCCGCGCCCGACAUCAUUCUCUACACCAACCACGGUUGCCCCUGGGCGCAUCGGGCUCAUGUCGCCCUGAAGGAGCUCGGACUCCCCUACAAGGAGGAGAUCAUUGACCUGGACAGACCCCGUGAUCCCUGGUAUCUGAAGGUGAAUCCGCGUGGCCUCGUCCCCAGCAUCAACUACAACGGCAACAUCAUCACCGAGUCGGCCGUGGUCACGCAGUUCCUGGCCGAUGCCCACCCGUCGCCCCUGCUGCCGCCCGCCACCGGUGCCGUUGACGCCGCCCUCUACCGCGCCCGCGUGGCCUUCUUCGUCGACGCCUUCAUCUCCAAGGCCCUGCCACACAUCUUUGCCGGUCAGCGUGCCCAGUCCGAGACCGAGAAGGACGCCGCAGCGCAGGACCUGGUCGCCGCCCUUGUCAAGGAACUCGAGCCUCUUUUCACCUGGAGUGGUCAAGGGAGCGGUCCCUAUUUCGGAGGCAGUGAUAAGCUGACCCUCGCUGAGGUCCAAACGGCCCCGUUCCUUCUACGACUUCUCGCCUUCGUUAAGCCCGAGUACGGCAUACUGAGCCCGAAACUCGACGCCCUGCUGGCCGAGAAGGCCCCCAAGUUCACGGCGUGGGCGUCCAAGGUGGUGCAGGAGCCGAGCGUGACGUACAUUUGGAACGAGAAGGCCGUGGCCGAGAGGACCAAGGCCCGGUUCGCCAAGCUGGCGGCCGAGAAGAAGCUGUAG